ACAAUAUUUACCGCAUCGCCGGAAAAACAAGAGAAAUUGAAAACUCCCCCACUCUCUUCGUCUCUCGUCGUCCUUUGUGCAAAAUCGAAUCUGUGAAAAAAUUGAGAAGGAUGAAGGCUUCAGGGUCUAGUGGUUGGAAAGGUCCCGUCAAGUUCAGGAUGCCUACUGCAGAGAACUUGGUACCUAUUCGAUUGGACAUUCAAUUCGAGGGUCAGCGUUACAAAGACGCUUUCACUUGGAACCCUUCAGACCCGGAUAGUGAGAUCCUUGUCUUCGCCAGAAGGACUGUUAAAGACUUGAAACUUCCACAGGCGUUCAACACUCAGAUUUCUCAAUCUAUUCAGUCUCAGCUCGCAGAUUUUAGAGCAUAUGAAGGACAAGAUAUGUACACUGGUGAAAAAAUCAUACCAAUCAAGCUUGAUCUCCGAGUUAACCAUACCCUCAUCAAGGAUCAGUUUUUGUGGGACCUAAACAAUUUUGAGAGUGAUCCUGAGGAAUUUGCAAGAACCUUGUGUAAGGAUUUAGGUGUUGAAGAUCCUGAAGUUGGCCCUGCUGUUGCCUUUGCCAUCAGAGAACAACUUUACGAGAUUGCAGUUCAAAGUGUAACUUCAGCUAGGGAGAGUAGGUUAAGCAAGAAAAGCCGCAGAGGAUCUGAUUAUGGUUCAGCGAGGUCUUUACACCAAGGCUGGCUUGUCAAUGGACUUAGUGAAAUUAUUCAGCUUUAAGUCCAGUGUAGUUCGGAAAAGGAAAGACUUGGAUUUUUAUGAACCAAUGGUGGAUAUGCUAACAAAUGAGGAAGUCGAUGCUCUUGAAGGCAGAGAAGAGAGGCAUGCAAGGUGAAGAAGAGCUUCGUGGAACAUUGUAUAUGUCUUAGGACAUAACUCAAAAUGAAGAUUAGCACGAACUCAAAAUGAUGUUGUACUAUGGUUAACUGGAAUCUUAUGAUCUUAGGGGGAACUUUUCUUGAAUUGAUCGACUUAGCAUUCUUACAACAAAUUAUAUAGACUCAUAUCUUAUAAGACA
Messenger RNA from Raphanus sativus (radish), 1023 nucleotides. RefSeq names its product chromatin structure-remodeling complex protein BSH. NCBI's taxonomy places the organism in Eukaryota, Viridiplantae, Streptophyta, Magnoliopsida, Brassicales, Brassicaceae. Gene Ontology annotation, molecular function: transcription coregulator activity. Gene Ontology annotation, cellular component: nuclear chromosome; nucleus. The record is from RefSeq and is a predicted model, not a curated record. Gene Ontology annotation, biological process: regulation of transcription by RNA polymerase II; chromatin remodeling. The transcript is spliced from 10 exons. Bases 111 to 725 code for a protein of 204 amino acids.